GAAACUGCUACCUUACUUAUACAGAGAAAAAUAAAGACUAAAAGUAGGUAAAAAAAAUAUACGUACGCGUAGGUGACAGUGGGUGCAUGUACGGAAGAUUAAAAAAGCAAGUGUAAGAGGUACUUUAUUUUAUAGGUACCUACUACCUACCUAGUCUGUUCUUAUUCAGUCUCUUGUAAUAAACGAGUUAAUGCAUUGCGCUUGUCUCUGUGGUUGAGAGAACAUCAGCAAAGCACCUAGUGCUAGUAAGAAUAGGAACCGACGACAUCAGUGUUUUUUAGUGAUACAAAAAACAUAUUAUAUCAAGAAAUCUGUGAAGGAUGACAAUGGGCGAUGAUAGUCCAGUAACAUCACUUGUUCUUCCAGUUAUUUUGCGCCCUAUUUUGGCAAAGUUAGAGAGACAAAACGUCGCUGCAGCUCAAACACUGCGAAAGGCAUUGUCAAAUGCCGAGCAUAAUCAUCCAGGAAUUGCCUAUGACCUAGUCAUGGGUCUUGUGCGUAGAGCAGACCUUAACCUGGACAUGAACGAAAGUGUUUUGCGUCUACAAGGACUUGCUUCCGAUUGUGAUGUUGUGGAGUACCGGACUGGGCGCUCAGAAAAUGCAUUUCUAGAACUUAACAGAAAAUCUACUUCCCUGAAGAGGAUAUUGAGCAGGAUUCCUGACGAAAUUACCGAUCGUAAAACAUUCCUUGAAACAAUCAAAGAAAUCGCUAGCGCAAUUAAAAAGUUGCUCGAUGCCGUCAAUGAAGUUACAGGAUACAUACCGGGAUCUACUGGAAAGCAGGCCCUAGAUCAACGUAAAAGAGAAUUCGUUAAAUAUAGCAAGAGAUUCAGCAACACAUUGAAGGAAUACUUUAAAGAAGGACAAGCUAAUUCAGUAUUUGUAAGCGCCCUGUAUCUGAUUCUUCAAACAAAUAUGAUUAUGUUGACCGUAGAGGAUAAGUGUGAAUAAAUUAUUAUAAUAUAGUUAUAGCAAUGUUUCAUUAUAGAUGUGCGAUUUUAUUAACAAAUGACGUUUUCACG
Messenger RNA from Copidosoma floridanum, 1024 nucleotides. It is a transcript of the gene Ccm3, whose product is annotated as programmed cell death protein 10 Ccm3. The record is from RefSeq and is a predicted model, not a curated record. Gene Ontology annotation, cellular component: FAR/SIP/STRIPAK complex. Gene Ontology annotation, molecular function: protein kinase binding. NCBI's taxonomy places the organism in Eukaryota, Metazoa, Arthropoda, Insecta, Hymenoptera, Encyrtidae. Gene Ontology annotation, biological process: regulation of Golgi organization; positive regulation of MAP kinase activity.